AUGAACAACCGACCAGUCGAGCAGGCGUUGGCUACCUUGGUGCCAACACAUGCCAAUGAUAUACCGCAGGAGCUUCUCAGCUAUGCGAUGUCUCUGGUUGCGCAGUCUCGAAGCUUCUCGGCCAGUCUCAAACCCGAAGAGGAAAUCGCUCGUCCAUAUGCAUGCGCGGAAAUCGCCUGCAGAAGAAUGAGCCGCACCCUGAAGCUGCCUCCUUUGCUAGGACGUGCGCCAUGUCCUCCGCGUGUAUACAAGAAGCUUUACUCAUACCUCGACCGGUCCCUCACAUCAAGCUCAGUUGGACUGAAGCGAUCAACAAGUGGAUCGGUAGCCGGAUCACCGUCUCGCGCAGGGUCUACACAAACGACGCCUACGAAAGCCAGGAACACCCCAUCCAAGGCGGUUGCUCCCACCCCACGGGGACUGCAGAACACACCUUCAAAACCUACUCCUCUGAAGCGGAGCAUGAGUACAUCAAAUCACCUCGAGAGUCCCUCUAAAUCAGCUAGGAAGGUUGCAACGCCUCGACCUAAAGAAGUCACUGGUUCCACUGUCAUCCCCGAUGCUCCGGCUUGGGUUAUGACGGCCAUUCGAACUGUAUGCAAGAUCCUCUCCACACCAGCACCACGCACAAAUACCUGGUCUCGCCCUCCAAUCUCGAGAACUCUCCCUCCGCACAUCUUCUCCGGUGUCUCGUCCAUUCUCUACCUUACCUCCAGCAUGUCCAACGACGAGGCAGGAUGGGACGAAGAUUCACUGCAAUUCCUGGAACCUAUCGUUUCCAUCAGCGGCUCCGACAAGGACGACGACUUCAAGGAGCUAGUAUAUGCAAUGGCUGUGGCUGUGUACUUCCUUGUUCUUGCACGCCGACGUAAUCCCGGACCAGGUCAAGAGGCCAAUAUCGAAGCGCAGAAGAUGGACAAGAAAACAUUCAUGGAAAUGCGCCAGACUGCACUGAACAGUCUUGGUCUUACCAACGACCGGCGGCAUCGCGACGAUGUGGACCAGUGGAUUGCUCUGAUCAUGGAGCAGGGCUGGGCCAAUGGCCAGGAGUGGUAUGAGAACAUUCCGUACGCUGGCCAAAUGUUUGGCGAGGACGAAGAAGGGAAGUCUUAUCAAGAUUUGGACCAGGAAGACGCAAUUCUUCGGGGCGUCAGACCGCCCAAGCGCUCUGCGGCAGAGGGCGCCCGUGCUUCGCAGGCAGAUCAUCCUCCACGAGGUGGUCUCUUGCCUGGCUUGGGAACGAUGAUGCAGGAUCGUGUUGACUGGUUGAGUGAUGAGCGUAGGGAGGAGUAUGUUGAUUGGAAGGCGGAUAUCAUGACCCGUAUCCAAGGUACUGCUUGA
Penicillium brevicompactum is the source of this 1341-nucleotide messenger RNA. RefSeq lists its product as uncharacterized. The transcript has 2 exons. Gene Ontology annotation, biological process: DNA replication. The coding region runs from base 1 to 1341 and encodes 446 amino acids. Gene Ontology annotation, cellular component: nuclear origin of replication recognition complex. The record is from RefSeq and is a predicted model, not a curated record. NCBI's taxonomy places the organism in Eukaryota, Fungi, Ascomycota, Eurotiomycetes, Eurotiales, Aspergillaceae. Gene Ontology annotation, molecular function: DNA binding.